Daucus carota subsp. sativus is the source of this 2133-nucleotide messenger RNA. RefSeq names its product nucleobase-ascorbate transporter 6. Gene Ontology annotation, molecular function: transmembrane transporter activity. The transcript has 15 exons. Gene Ontology annotation, biological process: transmembrane transport. The record is from RefSeq and is a predicted model, not a curated record. The coding region runs from base 292 to 1878 and encodes 528 amino acids. NCBI's taxonomy places the organism in Eukaryota, Viridiplantae, Streptophyta, Magnoliopsida, Apiales, Apiaceae. Gene Ontology annotation, cellular component: membrane; plasmodesma.
ACUUUCUUAACCCCUUUUGUGCUUUUGGGCAUUAUCUCUUUAAUCUUUUCUUUAUUUCUUUCUCUACACCUUUUUAUUUAACUUUUUGUCUAUGUGGGGUCUUUAAAUUUAUUGACUUUGAUGCAGUAGAAGCAUUUGCAAAGCAACCCACUUGAUUGUGCUUCUCAAGAUUCACUAUCUGAUUUGGGUUUUGAGUGAGCUGAGUUAAGUACUGGUGAUCUUCAUUGUAUUGCCAUUUGGUAGUAGAGAUAUAUAUUGGUGUGUGUAUUGUGGAAAAAGAGAGAAGGGGCAAUGGCAGGAGGAGGAGGUCCAGCAAAAGCCGAUGAGCCGGCGCCACAUCCACCCAAAGAUCAGCUUCCCAAUGUGUCUUACUGCAUUACUAGUCCACCCCCUUGGCCUGAGGCUAUCCUAUUAGGCUUCCAACAUUUCAUUGUCAUGCUUGGUACAACAGUCAUCAUACCCACUGCUCUUGUUCCUCAAAUGGGAGGUGGAAAUGAGGAGAAAGCAAAAGUAGUUCAAACUUUACUCUUUGUCGCUGGAAUAAACACAUUGCUGCAAACUUUGUUUGGAAGUAGAUUACCUGCUGUUGUCGGAGGGUCAUACACCUUUGUUGCACCCACAAUAUCAAUUAUCCUGUCUAACAGAUGGAAUGAUCAAGACCCUGUAGUGAAAUUCGAGAAGAUUAUGCGGGCAAUCCAGGGAGCACUUAUUGUUGCUUCAACGCUGCAGAUAGUCUUAGGUUUCAGUGGCCUCUGGCGUAACAUCACCAGGUUCUUGAGUCCACUAUCAGCGGUUCCUUUGGUUGCACUUUCUGGUUUCGGGCUAUAUGAGUUUGGUUUUCCUGGUGUCGCCAAGUGUGUUGAAAUUGGAUUGCCGCAGCUUGUCAUUUUAUUAAUAUUCUCUCAGUAUUUGUCCCAUAUAAUACGCCCAGGGAAAAAUAUCUUUGAUCGUUUUGCUGUUCUAUUUUCGGUGGUGAUUGUAUGGAUCUAUGCUCACCUACUUACUGUUGGUGGAGCCUACAACGGUAAAUCACCCACUACACAAAUUAGCUGCCGUACAGACCGCGCUGGGCUUAUUAGUGGAGCACCAUGGAUAAGAGUUCCAUAUCCAUUUCAAUGGGGAGCACCAUCCUUUGAUGCGGGAGAAGCCUUUGCCAUGAUGAUGGCUACAUUUGUGGCACUUGUGGAGUCCACUGGUGGAUUCAUUGCAGUGUCAAGAUAUGCCAGUGCAACUCCCUUGCCACCUUCUAUUCUCAGCCGUGGUGUUGGCUGGCAGGGAAUUGGCAUCUUGUUGUCUGGGUUAUUUGGAACCGUGAAUGGCUCUUCAGUAUCUAUUGAAAAUGCAGGUCUUCUGGCUUUAACUCGUGUUGGUAGCAGAAGAGUUGUCCAAAUAUCUGCUGGCUUUAUGAUCUUCUUUUCCAUUUUGGGAAAAUUUGGAGCAGUCUUCGCUUCUAUCCCAACACCAAUAUUUGCUGCACUGUACUGUCUUUUCUUUGCUUAUGUUGGUGCCGCUGGUCUAAGUUUCCUUCAGUUCUGCAAUCUCAAUAGCUUCCGUACAAAAUUCGUACUUGGCUUCUCAGUCUUUAUGGGAUUUUCUAUUGCACAGUACUUUAAUGAGUACACUGCCAUUAAAGGCUUUGGCCCUGUGCAUACGUCUGGAAGAUGGUUCAAUGACAUUGUGAAUGUGCCGUUCUCAUCAGAAGCCUUUGUUGCCGGCAUUUUAGCAUUUUUCCUAGACAACACAUUGCAUAAGAAGGAUAGUAGGAAAGAUAGAGGCAAACAUUGGUGGGACAAGUUCCGAUCUUUCAAAACCGAUACAAGAAGUGAAGAAUUCUACUCACUUCCCUUCAACCUCAACAAAUAUUUUCCAUCUGUGUGAUACACACAUACUAAAGUUGGAUUUUUCUCCUGACUUGUCAAAUCCAAAUCCCUCUGCUAGCUCUUCGAAGCUAUUUUUGGGACCUUUGUGCUGCACACGUUUAUCGUUCCACUUAGUGUAUCUAAUUAACUCAAAGUAGUAAAAAUUAUCUGAAAUUUGGUAACAAUCUGCUUGGCAUACUUAUUCUUCUUCCUUGUUUCUGUAAAUUUGAAGUGGAUUAUAUAGAAAUGAAGUAUCGAAAACCAAGUUUGCUAC